Molecule: messenger RNA, 2790 nt
Organism: Syngnathus acus (greater pipefish)
Lineage: Eukaryota; Metazoa; Chordata; Actinopteri; Syngnathiformes; Syngnathidae
Product: Krueppel-like factor 7
Exons: 4
Coding region: 225-1097 (290 amino acids)
Biological process (GO): regulation of transcription by RNA polymerase II
Molecular function (GO): DNA-binding transcription factor activity, RNA polymerase II-specific; RNA polymerase II cis-regulatory region sequence-specific DNA binding
Source: RefSeq, a predicted model, not a curated record
GCAAUACGGAUACACAUGGAGCUUCCAUCACCGCCUCCACUCGCUUUUACGCACCGAGUCCGGUAAUGCGCGCAGGUCCCGAUCGUCACCUUCUGAGCAAUCGAUCGAUCCUCUCGUGGACUAAUAUGACAAACGUGCGCGCGUAGAGGCGUGACAGGGCAAAAAGAGGAGGCACAUUUCCCCCGGCGUGGAUCAGUCUAUCCUUUCCGCGAGCGAGUGUCAGCAUGGACGUCCUGGCGAACCACAGUAUAUUUCAGGAACUUCAGCUGGUGCACGACACCGGCUAUUUCUCCGCCAUGCCUUCGCUGGAAGAGAACUGGCAGCAGACCUGCCUGGAGUUGGAGCGGUAUCUGCAGACGGAGCCCAAGCGUCUGUCGGAGCUCUUCGACCAUGACUUGGAUGGACUCUUGACCCCGGCCUACCUGAAGGAGGAUGGCGAGGAAGAGCUGGCUGACGUUCUCCUCCCCCACGAGCCCCCGAGCCCACCCACGGUGAUCUUCUGCCCCGCGCGGAAGAACCUAGCCUCGGCCACGUCGAUAAAAACUGAGCCAAAGGUACCAGAACCCGCAGAAGGGAUGGAAGGAGUUCACCAGGCCCAGCUCAGCGCAGUCACCUCCCUGACGCCGCCGUCAUCGCCGGAACUGGGCCGGCACCUGGUGAAGGCCAGCCCGUCCUUGACGGCAUCCGCCGACGGGACGCUCACCCUCAAGCUGGUGGCCAGGAAGGUGGGGCUAAGCGCCGCCAGGCUGGUGGCAGCGCACCCGCUCCCCGUCCAGGUAAAGGAGGAAGACGAGGGAGUACCGUGCGUGCUCGGGGAACUUCCGGAGAACAAGAAGAGGAUCCACCGUUGUCAAUUCAAUGGCUGCAGGAAGGUGUACACCAAGAGCUCCCACCUAAAGGCCCAUCAGAGGACACACACAGGUGAGAAGCCAUACAAGUGCUCGUGGGAGGGCUGCGAAUGGCGAUUCGCCCGCAGCGACGAGCUGACGCGGCACUACCGCAAACACACCGGCGCCAAACCCUUCAAGUGCAACCACUGUGACAGGUGUUUCUCACGAUCGGAUCAUUUGGCGCUGCACAUGAAGAGGCACAUAUGAGGAGACGUCAGAAGGGAGCGGAGGCAGUGAGGAAGCGGAGAGGACAAUAUCACUUGCAGAAAAAUUAUCACCGUGGAUCUCAGACUGAUGUCAGAUUUGUGGGGCGGAGGCGCCGCGCUUUGGCAGGCAGGCAGGAAGGAAGGGUCCCACGUGAAGCGCCAUCGGGCCUUCCUCCAAUGGGACCUUCCUCGGGUCCGGUCCACUUUUGCCUCAUGCGUUGACCCACAUGCAGCCAGUUGAGGUCCUCAACAUCAUCUCGCUGGCUUGCCGUUCUGUUUCACUCAAAGGCUGCCAAAUUACUUUUUUCUCUCAUACUUCCAAACUGGACCCAUGGACACAUCCCGCUGGUUCCACACCACUUGUUUGAAUCGCAGACUUGAAAAUCAGAGUGAGAUUUUGUUUGCAGAGGCUGACAGGUCAUGUCUUGAAACAUUAUCCAUCGACCUGAGCCCGAUUUCCUGCUUUCGGAGCUGAAACGACCGCACAAGUGACUUUUGUUUAAAAGAAAAGCCCCGGUUUGUCAGAACGCCAAGAACUUGGGCCCCAACGCACAAGUCAAAGCGGCUCGCUGACUAAUAAUGGCACAUCAGACAAGAUCACCGUGUAUGUAAAGAAGAAAAGAUGUCCUAUUCCUUCCGAGUAGACCAUUCCGAAAAACGGAUACGGACGAAUAAAUCGCUGCCGAUGCCCGAAGUGAUCUCUUCUGAGAGGGAUUGGCAUCGGAGCGAGCCCCACGUUGCCCGCCACGCAGCCCUGUUCCAAUUUAACCAAGUUCCGUUCAGAAUGCAAUCUUCUCCACUAAAUCAGCCCCUAUGCAUCUCCUGGGACAUUCCACAGAUUUAUCCCUCAUUGGACAUGGAAUGGACUGGUAGGAGGACAAACCCAAUCAAUUGGCUGGCCGAUCAAUGCGAAUGUAUCUCUAAUGUGUUCGUGCACGUGCAGAUGAAAAUGUGAACGGCGGGAAGCUCGGAUAUGCACACUCAGCAAAGUCAACUGCCCUUUCAACUCUUCAAACUUGGACUGAGUGAGACGUCAACAUCGUUGACGUUCUUGGGGGAUCUCGAAUCCCUGGCGCCGUCUCACGGACAAAUGGAGGAGACGCCGCCAUUUCGGCUGACUCGGCACAAGAUGUAAGGAAUUGGAUUGUUUUGGCUUGGGGGUCAAACGAGAUACAUAGAAGUCGCUCUCAUUUCACUUUUAGGAUAGUUCGGAAGGCACCGGAUCAGCUCCGAGGUGUCUUCGGCCCGGGUUUUGGAUGCAGAUCAAAUGAAUAAAAGUGGUUUUGCACCGUCAAUGGCAGCUCUACGUAUGUGUUUCAAUACUCCAGCUCAAAUGUUGACGCAAAUGACUGCGUGGAAAGGCGCUUUUGCUUGUGUGAAAUGUUCCACCCUGGACUGGAGCACAGAAAUAUCCCAAAUAUUGUUUGGAAACGACUCCACAAAUUCUUCAAAAAACGCGUGCGUGCGCCGGAAAACUCGGAGUUCAAAUGUGAAUGUUUACUUUUUUUAUACUUCUUUUAUUUUUUUGGUGGUUCACUUAUGUGUCUUUUUAAUGAAUGAUUGUCAAUUAUGCCGUGCCUGUGUGUGUUUUAUUUUGGUGCACUCGAUUUUGGAAAAGAGAAAAAAGAAAAAUAAGCGACACAUCUGAUGUUUUCUGUCCGCUUGCGCACAUCACGCCAACACCGCCGCCGCCG